Eufriesea mexicana is the source of this 1155-nucleotide messenger RNA. Its product is annotated as serine/threonine-protein kinase phg2. The transcript has 5 exons. The coding region runs from base 1 to 1065 and encodes 354 amino acids. NCBI's taxonomy places the organism in Eukaryota, Metazoa, Arthropoda, Insecta, Hymenoptera, Apidae. The record is from RefSeq and is a predicted model, not a curated record.
AUGGAGCAAUAUAAAUUAAUAUCUUUAAUUUCUAUUUUAUACUAUAUUAUAGUAUAUACAUGUGGUGUUUUUUGUGUUGAACUUAAUAAAUUACAAUCACUUACAUCACUAAAGCUCAACCACCCUAAUGUGUACAAUGAUUACAGAGAUUAUAUGAUACAUUCUAAAAGAGAAUUAGGAGAAAUUAAUUUUAUCACUACCUCCAAAGAUGUGAUCAAACAUAUCCGCAAAUCACGUGGUGUACCAAAAUCUAGUCGGCACCUUAGACUUGGUGAUGCACAUCAAAUUGCAAAUUAUUUUCUCACUGAUGGUCCAUCAAAGGGUCAUGCACAUUUUGUGAAAGAAAGAAAUUGUGAAUCAGAUAAUAAUGAAAACAAUGUAAAUGAAAUAAGUAACCCAAAUAAUGGUAGUAAUACAAAUUUAUCUACAAAUGAACAAGAUUUAAAUACUACUCUGUCUGAUUCCAUUGUUGGAGCCGUACAUGUUCCUCCAUUACAUCCUCCACAUAGCAACUUGAACUCUGUUAUACAUCCAACUUUAGACACAUUAAGUAAACUACCACACUUGCUAUUAGGGAAUAAUUUAUUACAUUCUGUGAUGCAUCCUAAUUUACACCCACAUAUUAAUGCAUUACAUGAUAUUCCUAGCAGUUUGAUAAAAACAGCUUCUUUACCAAUAACUGGCUUAAUGCAAGCUAGAUCAGAACUCCAAAAUAUGUUUCACCCACAUGGACCACUUCUUGGAAGUGUCAAUAAAGAGUUAAAGCAUGCUAAAGUAAGAAAAAACCUUAAGAACAAUUUUAUGUAUCCAGUUGGGUCACAUCCACCUAUUGUGGGAUUAGCUCCUAUAGGUUUUCAUAACAAUGUUCCGUUAUCAAAUGUGAUUCAUUCUCAUAUUCCAAUACCUCAUCCUGAGCCUAAUGGUUAUAUUGUGAAAUAUGUACCACACGAUAAACAAACAGUGCCACUAUCUCCAUCUAAUGGUUCAUCACAGAAACAGUCUUCUAACUAUGGAGACAAUAAGUCAAAUGUUCAGCAAGAUUCAACCAGUUCCACUAAUAGUUAGGACAAUGUUAUAUAUAAAACAGAACAAUUGACAAAACUAUUGAAACUCAAAUGUAAAUGUUUCAAACUAUAUAUGAUAAGGAACAUAAUA